Molecule: messenger RNA, 3818 nt
Organism: Nematostella vectensis (starlet sea anemone)
Lineage: Eukaryota; Metazoa; Cnidaria; Anthozoa; Actiniaria; Edwardsiidae
Product: ATP-binding cassette subfamily C member 4
Exons: 12
Coding region: 235-3162 (975 amino acids)
Biological process (GO): transmembrane transport
Cellular component (GO): membrane
Molecular function (GO): ABC-type transporter activity; ATP binding; ATP hydrolysis activity
Source: RefSeq, a predicted model, not a curated record
GUUAAAAUGCUCCUCCUAUUUGACAAUGUUCCAGUCCAGUGAUUUUUAAUCGGCGCUGCUUUGCUUCAGUGAGCUGAUUUAUUCGCAAAUACACUACUCGGGUGGAAAUCACAAAAGUCUUUUACAUUUUACUUGCGCUAUUCACUGCUCACCACUUGCAAACCUCUCGUGAGAAGCAACAAGCAGUUGGAAUUCAGCUUAGCUCAAGAACAAAUCCAAAAUUAAGAUGACACGAUGAAAGACCAAAAAAACCCUAGGGAGCAAGCGUCACUGUGGUCACGCCUGACAUUCCGCUGGCUCAACCCACUCGUUGCCUAUGGCAACAAGCAUCCUCUCACACAAUCCGACCUCCCUCCACUUGGCAAAACUGACAAGACCGACCACCUAACAUUACAACUAGAAUUACACUGGCUACGUGAACAGGAGCGUGCUAAGCGCUGCUUUACAAAGCCGAGCCUAUGGCGUGCCUUAUUCGGCCUAACGUCGCUCUCAGAGGUCAUCUUCCUCGAGUUCAUGUUCCUCAUGGGUAGCGUUUCAAUCAUCUCUACUCCCAUCAUGCUCUACUGGCUGCUAGAGACCCUGACAGGGGGUGGAUCGUGGCGUGACGCACUUCCGUUUGCGGUUGGGAUUAGCGUCAUGUCAUACGUGAGAAGCGUGUCAUGGUGUCACGGACUCUAUCGCUGCUCGUUACUGGGCAUGCGCGUCAGGACCGCCAUCACAGGAAUUAUAUACAAGAAGGUGCUGAAUCUCUCCCAAGAGGACCUCUCAGUCAUCACUUCCGGUCACGUGAUGAACCUGAUUUCCAACGAUCUAAACCGGUUUGACCGGGUUAUGCUGUUCCUCCCGCGUUCGCUGACGGGACCUCUGGAAGUUGUUGGUCUGUUCGCGUGCAUGAUUUGGAUCGCGGGAUGGCCUGCCUUAAUCGGGAUUUGCGUCUCCCUCUUGCUUAUAACAUACCAGAUCAUCGGGUCACGGCAGUCUGCAGGGAUACGACUUCAGGGUUCUCGGAUUACGGAUAGGCGUAUAACGCUGGUGAGGGAGAUUAUUAAUGGGAUCCGCACAGUCAAGAUGCAUGCCUGGGAGAAACCGAGCUCUGAUAUCGUCAAACGCACGAGGAAAGCUGAGGUGAACAAAUACCGCUUGAUGUUCACAAUCGAAGCCAUCUUCUCCGCGUUCGAGAAUGCAACCAUAGCAACCUUCACCUUCGUUCUUGUGCUAGUCUUCGCGUUUCGUUCCCAGGACUCCCACGCUAGUGUCCCGGUCAUCUUUUCCAUCAUGGCCAGCUUCUCCUCCAUCCGGGUAUCCGCGCAACGCAUUCUUGGGUACGGCCUCAAAAAGUUUCAAGAUUGCAGCGUUUCUGAGAGGAGGAUACGAGACUUCCUGCAAAGCUCCGACUUUUUCUACAAUAAGAACAAAAAACGACGCAACGCCUUAAGCAGGGGAACAUCAAAGGCAUCAAGCCCAGGCAAGGGUUUAUUUAAAGAAGGGAAAGAGAUAGAGGACGAAGAAAAUGCCAAUUCACCCGUUAGUAGAAGAUUUAUUGAGGUUAAAGACCUUACUAUUAGUUUCCAGAAACACAAAGGAGGAAGGGACGUUUUUUGUGACGUGAAUUUGUCCGUUGAAGAAAAUGAUAUAGUGGCUGUUAUUGGUGCGGUUGGAAGCGGAAAGACAACAUUGUUAUCAGCCAUCUUAGGACAAGUGUCUUGCACAAAAGGGAAGAUCAAGUCACGUGGUACGAUAUGUCACGUGCCUCAAGUGCCCUGGAUUUUUAAUGGCUCUGUUCGUGAGAACAUAACAUUUGGACUUCCUUACGACGAGGAGAAAUACGGACGAAUAAUCGACGCGUGCGCGCUUCGAAAAGACUUUGAGCUUUUUUCGAACGGUGACCUGACGGUCAUCGGAGAACGCGGCGUAGCUCUUAGUGGUGGUCAGCGGGCACGCGUCAGUUUAGCACGCGCGGUUUACGCAGACGCGGAGAUCUAUCUGAUUGACGAUACGCUGAGCGCGCUGGAUGUCAGGGUAGGCAAGCACGUGUACGGGCAGUGCAUUAUGGGACUUCUCAAGGACCGCCUUAGGGUGUUGGUGACGCAUCAGCUCCAGUACCUUGAGGGGUCCGGGAGGGUUGUCAUCAUGGAGAAGGGCACUUCGAGAGAGAACUCCUACGAAGAAUUCGUGGCGAGUAACCCGGAUGUUAAAGCCUCGCUUUCGGGCGAUGAGAGCAAGGAGCAAAAGGAGACGGCCAUCAGUCCGGACGCGCAACCUGAUGAGGGUGCUAGCAAAGGGCUGCUGCUACACGACGAGGAGAGGGAUGUGGGAAAGGUGUCAUGGCGGACGUACUGGCACUACCUGCGCGCGGGAUUCCCGCUACCCGCACUCCUUGCACUUGCCAUAUUCAUCGUCAUGACGCCAGUAAUCGAUAGCGUUCCUGGACUUCUAAUGAGCAAGUGGAAGCACGAGUCAUGGUACGACCAGCACGAUCGACCAGGCAUCGUCACCUACAUCAUCGUCUCCCUGGUCGGUAUCACGUGCCGGUUCCUCCAGCCUUUCCUUGUCUACCAGGCCAUCUUGACAUGCACCUCGGCUCUCCAUAACAAGAUGACUGACGUUAUAAUCAAGUCUCCGGUCCUCUUUUUCGACCGUAACCCCGUGGGAAGGAUUCUGAAUCGCUUCUCUGCUGAUACCGGGUACUUGGAUGACAUCUUCCCAUACGCUGUCGGAAUCACUGUGCUGAUCAUCGACGCCAUCAUAGCCCUCAUCAUCCCGGCUUUUGCCAACCUCUGGUUCGCGCUAGGCUCGCUACCGCCUCUCUUCUUCUAUAUAUGGUAUGGCAAGUACUACCUGCCCGUGUCACGUGAGGUCACUCGUCUCCAGUCCCUCGCUCGGACGCCAGUGUACGCGCACUACUCGUCGUCGAUGGAGGGACUGACCACUAUCAGUGUUCACCAGGCGCAAGAUACGUUCAUGAAUAGUUUGUACGAGCAUCAAGACGAGUUGAGUCAAGCGUGGUUUGUAUAUCUCUUUCAGACACUACAGAUUAACUUUCAGAUACUACAUCAUCUCCAGUGUGUUCAUGACCAUGGUCUCCAUCUGCUCCGUCCUUCUCGCUGCCACGCCUGGCGUGACGGGUUUUGCCAUCGCGUAUGCCAUCAAGAUGCUUGGUAAAACCGACUUUCUGAUUCGAAACAUCGCCGAGACCGAAAACCAGAUGACCUCAGCACAGCGCCUCAUUAGCUAUACAAACCUCCCCCCUGAGCCUUCCUACGACAUUGACCGGCACCCCCCGGAUCGCUGGCCGCUAUCAGGCAUCGUGGAGUUCCGUAAUGUUUCGCUGAGGUAUUACGAAGGAGGGCCUCAAGUGUUGAAGGAAGUCAACUUCCGCAUUGGUUGCCAUGAGAAAGUCGGGAUAGCAGGGCGGACGGGCGCGGGAAAGACUUCAAUUGUCUCGUGUCUACUGCGCAUGCCCGAGGCUACCGGCGAUAUCAUGAUUGACGGGGUGAAUAUCCAUCACGUGACCCUACAGGAGACGAGGCAGGCGAUCUCGGUUAUACAGCAAAACCCGGUCCUGUUUUGUCGAUCGAUACGCGAGAAUCUUGAUCCAUUUGGAAUGUUUUCGGACGCGGAGAUCUGGAACGCGCUGCACAACUCACAACUAGGAACUUUCGUAGGAAAUCUUAACGGAAAGCUGGAUUUUCAGGUCAAAGAAGGCGGGGCAAAUUUUAGCGCUGGCGAGAUGCAGUUGUUCUGUAUGGCGAGAGCAUUGCUGCACAAGAAUAAGAUCAUCGUCAUGGAUGAGGCUACCGCGAAUGUCGACCAAAACA